Messenger RNA from Prunus armeniaca (apricot), 963 nucleotides. The record is from the annotation of a GenBank genome assembly. Lineage: Eukaryota; Viridiplantae; Streptophyta; Magnoliopsida; Rosales; Rosaceae.
AUGCCCAACAACAGUUUAGAUUCCCACCUAUUCAAAAUAAAUAGCUUGUUAAGUUGGAAAAUCAGAUACAAAAUAGCUCAAGGUUUGGCCUCCGGCUUAUUCUAUCUACGCGAAGGAUGGGAACAAUGUGUGCUGCACAGGGAUAUCAAGUCCAGCAACGUUAUGUUGGAUUCAAAUUUCAAUGUGAAACUUGGUGAUUUUGGAUUAGCUCGACUUGUGGACCAUGAAAAACAGUCACCAACAACAAUUGUGGCUGGAACUAGAGGCUACAUGGCUCUGGAAUAUGUUACUACAGGAAAGGCUAGCAAGGAAUCAGAUAUCUACAGCUUUGGUGUGGUUGCUUUGGAAAUAGCUUGCGGGAGAAAACCGAUCGAUCUCAAUUUAGAAAGUAGUGAAAUCGAAAUGGUGGAGUGGGUUUGGGAGCUUUAUGGAGAAGGGAAAGUUAUUCAAGCAGCCAAUCCAAAACUCUAUGGACAAUUUGAUGAGAAUGAAAUGGAGAGCUUGAUGACUGUUGGGUUGUGGUGUGCUCACCCAGAUUAUAGAUUCAGACCUUCAAUACAACAAGCGAUUCAAGUGCUUAACUUGGAAGUUCCAUUGCCUAUUCUCCCAUCAAAGAUGCCAGUUGCCACCUAUUUUGCACCUCCAACAUCACUUUCAAUGUUGUCCAAUCAAACGACUACUUCUGAAAGAGGUCAAACUGAGUCAGGCUGCUAUAGGUAUAGCACCAAUUCUUUCCAAGUCACCCCAUCUUCCACACCACAAUUCUUUUCCACAGAGACUGAAGCCCAAAUUUUGUCAGGAUACAGUUACAGCACCAAUUCCUCACAACUCACUGCAUCUCCUACAACGCAGUUCUUGUCCAUCGACACUGAAGCACAGUUCUUGUCCACGGACACUGAAGAACAGUUCUUGUCCAUCGACACUGAAGCACAAGUCUUGCCCAUUGACAACACUGCAGCUUGA